AUGAGACGGGAACCCAAGGCUCCGGUGGGCUCAACUGCAGCCGACGAUUGCUGUUUGGACAUCUCCGAAGUUCUCGACACCUUCGACUGGGGCGAGUUGACGCCGCCGCAGACGCCGAGAUCCCAGGUUGCAGCCCCGUUCGAUCCCCGCGUGAGACCAUUUGCUACGAUUAGUGGAGAGAGCCCGUUCGAGCAGGCUGGCCAGGUGAACCAUUUGGAUCUCUGCAGUGAUGAAGAGCAGAAGUGCUUGAUGUCUUCAGCUGGUGAAGGCGGCAGCUUCGGCCUUGCAGACUGGGCAACUACCCAACCUGAUCAAAAGCCCAAGGCACAAGAUUGGAUCACUCCACCAUCACCAAGUGGUGCGGCAGGCAAAGCAUCCAAAGCCUCCGACGGGGAGCUAAGUGUUGUUGAGGUGCGGCGUCAGAAGAAUCGCGAAUGGAUGCGAAAAUCUCGUCAGAAGCAGCGUGAAGCAUUGAAUACAAUGAAGUUGACGGUUGCGAGGUUGGAGAAGCAGUACACAAAGUUGAGUUUAAGUGCAGCACGGACCAUGAACAGGUCAAUUAAUGACGCUCUCGUCGCUCGAAGCAGAAUUGCAUCUGACUACGCAGACGCUGUGGGGUUGACGAGACGGCUCGGAGCUGAGAAUUUGUACCUCAAGUCGGAGAUACAGCAGCAAGCGGCGUGGAAGCUUCAUCUCUCUCGCGCUCUGCAGUCGUGCAUGGAAAUGGAGGGCCCUCACUGGGCUCAGCAGUUCCAGCAACCAGCUCUAGGGGGCGAGGAGGUACUUCACAUGCGUCUUGACUUGCGAGAUCAACUCGACGCAGCGGAACAGUUCGGCUUCCACCCACUGACCGACCUCAGACUGACUCAACUUAUCUUGGAGAACAGCCGAAUGGUGGUGCUCGUCCCGAACACGUACGUGAUGGUGAGAGAUGCCAAGUCUCCAACCAAUGACAUCUCCAUCUUUCGCUCUGUGUUCGUACGCUUCCUCAUUGAAACGAGCAAGAAGAUCCCGUCGUCGAAAGUGAAGCCCAGUUUUGACGCGAAGUACUACUCGAGGAACCCGAGCGAGGAGGACAUCCGCAAAAAAGUGGCGUGGGCGCACUUGUCGCUGUCGAUUGGGUUUUUGAACGUGGUGAACCCUAACACGCUGAACGGAACAUGA
This is a messenger RNA of Phytophthora sojae, 1164 nucleotides long. RefSeq lists its product as hypothetical. The transcript is spliced from 4 exons. Bases 1 to 1164 code for a protein of 387 amino acids. The record is from RefSeq and is a predicted model, not a curated record. NCBI's taxonomy places the organism in Eukaryota, Oomycota, Peronosporomycetes, Peronosporales, Peronosporaceae.